GCAUUGAUCAACUUCAGCGGGGAGACGCGAUGCGGCAGGACGAGGUGGAGGUGCUGUGGAUAACCAACCGUAGGCUGACCUUUAGGAUCCUAAUCGGGUUGUUAGAGGUCUCUAGAAGAGGAUGCCGUGGGUCGUGCACGUCAGAUUUUCGCUGGAGUACGCAUGUGCAGCUUAGAUGCAGCUAGACUUCCUGGAAAAGAUACGAGCGAAGGCUUGUCAAAGAACACCACACAUGUGCCACGAGCCACGCCUCUACACCCUUCAACCCCGGCAGGAUGUGGCGGGAAUCACUGCUCCAUGUAAUAUAAGGCCAGUGGGUGCCGAGUGGCAUCGUCUGGUUAUGGCUCUCAACUAAGUUUGUCCCAGGCCUUCCAAGACGCUUUUAAGCACACCAACCUUCCUCGAGAAUCAGAUAACCUUCCUGCUACCAGCACCUUCGGGGCAAUAGAGGCUGUGGCAUCACACUUUUGACCACAUCCUGCUUAGGCCCCAAAUCCCCAACGAGAACAGUCGCCGCUUAAGAUAUGAUGUUUCGCCAAGUGUCUCUGGUGCAAUGCAAGAUUGUGUCAGCGGUGAAAUGUUGGGCUGUGGCAAAUUCAUGGGUGCCACACCAUCAGCAUCACCACUACUCCACCACAACAGAGGAUGAUAGCCACAAGACCUUAGACCAGUAUCCUAAAACAUAUGACCCAACCACCUACCGCCUUUCCUUUGAUCCUUUAGAGUCGAGUGCAAUCAUGGAUGUUCUAAAUAAUGCAACCAUGCAGCACUUGGCUACCUGUGGGAUUGGCAAGGGCAUGGCCAGCAGACUCCUGAAGUAUCGGGAGAGGAUUGGAGGUUUUCAAGAACUCUCACAGCUAUUAGAAGUGGAUAGAUUGGGUAUAAAAGGAGCUGAGGAUGUGUGCAAAAGUUUACUACAACAUUGUGGUUCUGUGGGUGUGUCUGAAGAGACAUCAUCAGCAUCAUCAUCAUUGCUGCAGCAUGACAUGGCUGAUUUAGAGACAUUGAUUGGUCAGAAGCGUCUUGUCAAGCCACAGUUAUCAAAGGCUAUAUUGAAGACCACUGAUAAUUUUGUUGCCCUCCAUGUAACGGCUGGCUUCUUGUCAUGGGUGUUGUGUGGAGCUGAUGGGCAGAUAUACAACUUAGCAACACACACACUGCUCACACCCAACUCCCGAUUUGAUGCACUGAGAAUAUAUGAAAAAGUGCUGAGUGUUACUCAAGAGAUCCCUGAGGCUGACUUUUAUGUGUGGGAAGACAGAACAAACCAUGGUCAGUUAGCCAAGGCACCUCUAGGUACUGUGAUGGUGGCCCUGCAGCUGGCUCAGGUGAGAAGGAACAGGAUUCGAGGCAUGCUAAUAGCUCUCCUGGGAAGCAGCAUGGAGAAAAGGCAGAGUGAAAGCCAAAGUUGCCUCCUAUUUCUUAAGGAUUCUGUGGUGCCCAAGCUGUUCAGACUAAAGAUGGGUGGUGAUCGGCUGUCUGGAUUGGGUGUGGCAGACAAGCUGAUGGAUGGCCAGCAGGUGAUGGAGUGGCUGUCACCUGUCACCCUCAAGCCAGAGGUUCAUAAUGCUUACUUUAGUGAGGCAGCGGCUGAUCGGCGGUACACAGCGGCUGCAGUGCUAGUGGCUGUAGCCUUCCAUGAGGUGAUACUUAGUAAGAAUAUUGCUGCACUGAGAAUACUAAGCCAGUAAAUAGUGUUCAUGUCUCUUCUCUCUUUGAACAUCAUAAUCUUUAUUAUCAGUCAUCAUCAUUAUCUUUACUAUUUUGUGUCAUUGUUAUUGUUGGUCUCUUCAUUUUCUGCAUUCAUUCAUGUCUGAUUUUUUGUCUGACAUUAUCAUAUCAUCAUCAUUACCAUCAUCAUUGUUACAAUUCGCUUUAUCUUUUAAAGGUUAUUUCUCAAUUUUCUUUCCUUCUUCAUCAUCAUCAACAAUAUUGUCAUUAUGAGCUGUUGUGUAAUAAAAUUAUCAUGAAUCAGAA
Molecule: messenger RNA, 1977 nt
Organism: Portunus trituberculatus (swimming crab)
Lineage: Eukaryota; Metazoa; Arthropoda; Malacostraca; Decapoda; Portunidae
Exons: 9
Coding region: 525-1691 (388 amino acids)
Biological process (GO): mitochondrial transcription; transcription elongation by mitochondrial RNA polymerase
Cellular component (GO): mitochondrial nucleoid
Molecular function (GO): DNA polymerase processivity factor activity
Source: RefSeq, a predicted model, not a curated record